AUGGUCAAGCAACGCUACCCAAGGCUGCCUCUAUUUCUGUUGGCUCAAGGCCUUGGAGGAUUGGUUGCAACAUACGUGGGGAAAGAACGACAACAUGAGAUUGCUGGGGUGAUCUUUAUGGCACCUUUGGUAUUAGUAAAUCCCGAAUCAGCAACCCCAUUGAAGUUGUGCUGUGCCAGAAUGAUGUAUCAUCUGAUGCCAAAUUUCUCCCUGGGAUACAUGGACCCACGGUGGUUGUCCAGAUCACAACGAGAGGUAAUAAACUACAUGAAUGACCCUCUCAACUACCUUGGACCUUUUAGGAUGAGGUUUAUUGUUCAGGUGUUGCACGCAGUGACCAAGCUUGACAAGAUUUUCCCCGAGAUCACCUGGCCAGUGCUCAUCCUACACGGAGACUCGGAUAAACUCUGUGACAUCAAGGGUUCCUUCCUCAUGUACGAGAAGUUGGGCAGCUCAGACAAGACAUUCAAGGUGAUUCAUUUUUCCCAAAACAGGCAUCUCUAG
Pristis pectinata (smalltooth sawfish) is the source of this 504-nucleotide messenger RNA. RefSeq names its product monoglyceride lipase-like. The coding region runs from base 1 to 504 and encodes 167 amino acids. The transcript is spliced from 4 exons. Lineage: Eukaryota; Metazoa; Chordata; Chondrichthyes; Rhinopristiformes; Pristidae. Gene Ontology annotation, molecular function: lipase activity. Gene Ontology annotation, cellular component: membrane. The record is from RefSeq and is a predicted model, not a curated record.